Molecule: messenger RNA, 737 nt
Organism: Homarus americanus (American lobster)
Lineage: Eukaryota; Metazoa; Arthropoda; Malacostraca; Decapoda; Nephropidae
Product: whey acidic protein-like
Exons: 2
Coding region: 37-330 (97 amino acids)
Cellular component (GO): extracellular region
Molecular function (GO): peptidase inhibitor activity
Source: RefSeq, a predicted model, not a curated record
AGAUGUUCAAAUGUUAAUUCUAAAAUUUACAGUCCAAUGCCGCAUGCUGUGUGCCCACCUCUCAACGACCACGGAUACUUGUGUGGUGACUCGUGUGUGUCUAACUCGCAGUGUGGAAAUGACAAGUACUGUUGUGAGGUCAACUGUGGCAAGACUUGCCUCACCAGAGUUCAGCAAACACAAUCCGCCUUCUGUCCUCCCAAAGACCGGUCCAUUGCCUGCUUCGCCUUCAUCCACGCUUGCAACAACGACGGAGAGUGUAACAGGGAUGGUCGACGGGGCUACUGCUGUUUGGAACCUGCUUGUGGCCGGCGGUGUGUUCAGGUGUAGCAUUUUUAUGCACUCCCCCAGUAUAUCCACUCCCAGUCAUUUAUUAUACGUAUAAUUUUCACUCUCCCAGUUAUUAUUAUACGUAAAUAAUGCACACUCCCCUUGGAUUAUUUGCACUCCUCCAGUUAUUAUUAUACGUAUAAUACACAUUCCUUUUGAAUGACUUGCUUUCCCUCACGGCUGGUGCUUAUGCUUGAAUUCUGUUGAACACAGCAAAUAAUAUAUACCAUGCUGUGUGUCUUUGGGUGCUGUUUUAUGAGUAAAAUACAUAAUGAGUAUGUGUAUACAUGUGGAUUCAUACACAUAUAUGAAAAACAUAUAUUAAACAGUAUAAAAGAACUUUCUUCACCACCAAUACUGAUUCAAAUACAUUCACUGUAGAGGUACUAAUAAACAGAUUAACUUAA